UAAUAAUUUGUUUUUUUUCUGCCGCUAUUGUUUAUUUACCAACCCAUGAAAAUAUAUACAUUUAUGUGUAAUAUAUAACCAAGACGAUGAAAACCUCCGGCACAGGCAAUCCGGACGAGCUGAACAAGUCAUCGCACAGUAAGGUCAGCAAAAAGUCCACCAAGUCUCGUUCCAAGUCAGCGAAACUGGAGUUGGCUGGAAAGAGCUCUCUGUCGGCAUCUGGUACUUCCGCAUCUUCUGGGGGCGUGGUGGGUAGCUUGCCUGCCACUCCCACACAUCUAAACAUGGUUACAACGCCCACGACGCCGACUUCCAGUCUAGGAAACUACAAUCUGUUUGACGCCUCAUUUGCCGUAGCGGGAGGCGGUGGUCAUGGAAUAUCAGGCGGAGUCGCGGGAGAAGCCUCUGGUAAUUCCAGUCGAAUGGGUCAUCAAAAGAGCUAUGCCGGAUUUGAUCCACGCAGCAUUAAAAUCUUUUGGGAGCAGCACGAUCAGACUGAUGUGGAAUUAUCCCAGGAUGUAUGCGCCCGACUAGCCGAAGAUGCCUCCUACAAAGUCUGGGAGCUGAUCAAUAACGUCAAAAUCUACUCUCGUCAUUCGGGCGGAGUUGUGACCUACGAUUUGGUUAACGAAGUGCUUAAGGAUUCUGAUGUUCCGCCCAUGCUGGGCGCUAUGGACAGCGACUGGGAUCGUAUCGACUACGAUGGCAGUUUUUACUUUCAUUCGGACAAGAUCUUUGAACUGAGCGCCGAGUUUCAAAAAGAGAUUAGCCUUUGCACACCCUAUGAUGCAGACUUUCAAAGCAUCUGUCCCGUUGAGGAUAAGCAUACAGAUCAGCUGAGGCAGUGUGUUCAGAGCCUGGUUACGGCUGCCCUUUUUGCGGAUAGCAAAUCCCAGACGGCUGCCAUUUGCCACGCUUUCCAGACGCCCCUCAUGGGUACUAUAUAUCGGGUGAUAGUAAGCAAAAUGGUUCAACUGCUUGCCUUUAAACAGCAGGAUCAGUUAAGCCAGCGAUGCUGGCGAUUGCUCCGCGCCUGCAACUAUAACUCCACUGCCAAUCACAAUGCCUGUCGACCGGAGUAUUUCAACCUGGCAGAGGUGCUUGUUAGCCAGCUGAUGGCGCCUUACGAGACUAUCAAAGCUCCACCUGACGACCCAGGUCCAGGACAAGAAACCAGUAUCAAAAUGGAGUUCGAGGAGCAACUCAAAAUUGAGCCAGAGCAGUGCCCCAAUAUGGAAAAUCCGGAUAACACAGAAGUAGAGAAGCAGGAGCAGGAUCCGCAAAUGUUUCCGAGUGAAAGCACCCGGGAGCACACCAUCUAUACGUUGCAAGCUGAAGAGGAUGACCGAAAUCCUCGACCAGAGGUAGAACAUCUGUCCACCUACUUUGCCAGUCCAGUUGGCAAUGGCCUGGUGGAUGAGCUGUGUGAAACUAUUGGACAAUUAGCAUCCCAAAGUGGUUACAUGCAGUCGGAAUGCCUUUUCCUGAUCAAAAGACGCUUGGCGAGAUUCUUCGAAGGUCGCGACAUUUGCAGUGAAAGGGAUUUUAAGUACAUCAGUAGAGCAGUUCGUGGGCUAAUCGCAUUGGGGGAGUACGCCUUCCGAGAGUUUAUACCCUACAUCUAUAAACUUCGCGUUGAGGAAAUCCCAGAUAGCCUGUGGCAAGAUGUGGCGCCAGCUGCCAUAUUUCUAGGGGGACAUGAUGAUGUAUACCUGUACGAAUGGUUGGAGCACGGAUGCGGUGCCGCUCUGCAGCCUUUCCUAGUGCACUAUGCUCGCUCCUAUGAAAAGAUGGUAACCAGGAUGUAUGUUCGCAGUAAACCCCCCGCUUACAGGAUUGAAUCAGUGCCAGGGGUGCGUCGAUUAGAAUGGAGCACUCUUGCUGCCGCGAUGUGCCAUGGUGACGAUCCAAGCAAGGCUUUAAAACCGAAGCCCACUCUCCGCGAGGCAUUCCCUGAACUCCAGGAGCCCAAUCUACAGCUAAACUGCGCAGGCAAUAUUCGCUUCAAGUUCGCCGGCUGCCGGCCAAUUCUACUCAAGCCAAAGGUUUCGAGUGCCGUUUCCGUGGAUUCACCGUCGUCGGUAGCAAAUGGAGGUGCAGGUGGCAGUACUAGUUCUGACAUUCUCAUCGCAAAGCGAAAGCUCUUUAAGCCGCUGACUAAUGUGAAGAGGAAGUCACCAGUCAGUGGUUAUCACUACCUUAGAAUCUGAACUUAGAGAUGUAUUAUAAGACCUUCUGGACGGUCCAGGAGGAGACCUGGGGAUCUCAAUAAAACUAUUUAAGACUUUA
Molecule: messenger RNA, 2289 nt
Organism: Drosophila eugracilis
Lineage: Eukaryota; Metazoa; Arthropoda; Insecta; Diptera; Drosophilidae
Gene: Saf6
Exons: 5
Coding region: 87-2210 (707 amino acids)
Biological process (GO): transcription initiation at RNA polymerase II promoter; RNA polymerase II preinitiation complex assembly
Cellular component (GO): SLIK (SAGA-like) complex; SAGA complex; transcription factor TFIID complex
Molecular function (GO): transcription coactivator activity; RNA polymerase II general transcription initiation factor activity
Source: RefSeq, a predicted model, not a curated record